Populus trichocarpa (black cottonwood) is the source of this 944-nucleotide messenger RNA. RefSeq lists its product as uncharacterized. NCBI's taxonomy places the organism in Eukaryota, Viridiplantae, Streptophyta, Magnoliopsida, Malpighiales, Salicaceae. The coding region runs from base 120 to 635 and encodes 171 amino acids. The transcript is spliced from 3 exons. The record is from RefSeq and is a predicted model, not a curated record.
AAAAAUCCACUUCCAUCAGAUUUUUUCGAUCGAUCAAAAACACUCUCUUCCUUUCUCCUUCACUAACCAAACACGCCCAGAAAAAGAAAAAAAAAACCUAAAAUAAUAAAUAAAUCGAAAUGAAGGUUGAUGUUUCUCUUCCAACGACAACAGCACCCACCGUGAAAAAAGAAACCUCCGAUUCUGGUCUAUUCGGCAAAGUCCGUUACAAGUUCUGGGCUUUGGCAGCAAUUUUACUAUUAGCAUUCUGGUCGAUGUUCACCGGCACCGUCACUCUCCGUUGGUCCGCUGGCAAUCUCAAUAGCCUCGCCGACGACAUCGACACUCCCAUUCGCGACGAUCGCGACGUCCUAGAAAUGGAGGAGCGAGAAAAGGCAGUGAAGCAUAUGUGGGAUAUAUAUACGAAUAGCCGUCGGAUCAGAUUACCAAAAUUCUGGCAAGAGGCAUUUGAGGCUGCUUAUGAAGAGUUAACUAGUGAUGCACCUGAUGUUAAAGAGGCUGCUAUUACUGAGAUCGCUAAGAUGUCUAUUCGGUCUAUUGAUCUUGAUCCGCUUCCGGUGCAAUCUACGAGAGCUCGAGAAUUAAGCAAGAGCCUGAAGGUAGCAGAAAAGGAUGGAGCUGCAAUGACUUCAUAAAAAAGGGAGUGGUCAAUGAUGAGGAGAAAGUGUAGGACGGAGGCGUAAAAUCUUCCUUCGAUUCUGAAUGCUCAUGUGCUACCCAGGGUUUUCGAGCUGUGGUGAUGGGUGAACCAUACUCUUAGAUGUGUUUUCAUAACAGGGAUAAACUAUGUAUUCAAUUAGGUUCUUGUUCAUUAAGCCUUUUGCUUUCACAGCCAAGUCCUAAUGUCAGUGGAUUUGAACAACUUUUUGAAUAGAUCAAUUCAACUAAAAAUUUUGGUAAGAUCUCUUGUACUGUAUAAAUUGAAAGAAUUAUUUGGAACUCCA